AUGAAGCUCUACUCGCCUUUCUGUUCCUCUGGUUUCUGGAUUCGGCGCUGCAUCUGCGGCUCCCGCCCAGUGUCGGGGCUGAGAGACCGGCCAUGGCCGUUUAUCUCGUGUCGGGGAGUCUCGUCUCCAUUGUUCUCGGGGUCUCCAUUUUCGACUGAGUUGAAUCUUCGUCCAGUCGGUUCCAAAUCACCCGGGCAUUCCUGUUCCGAUCGCCCGGAUUUAGUCCAUCCUCCGAACUUUUUUCUGAAUUCUCGCUCGCCAUGGUUGCUUCUGUCAAAUACCUCUCCAAGCUCCAGGCCCUUCUGCGGGUCGUCAUCUUCCUCGACAGCUCCAUCCUCAGACCCUAGGUCGGAACAGUCCGACGAAAACCCUCCAGUCGUUGACUCCGAGAAGGCGCACGAAAUCAUAUUGUCAAAUUCCGACGGUGCCCAGGAUCUGGAGAAGGCCCUGGAUGCGCUCGAUGUACAACUAACGACCGAAUUUGUGGACGGGGUUAUCAAAAGGCUCCGUUACGACGAGAAACUAGCUUUCAGGUUCUUCACCUGGGCUGGAAAUCAAGAAGGCGGCUACACCCACGAGCGGCAGACGUACAAUGACAUGAUAGACAUAUUAUCAAGCACGAAAUACAAGGCGAAACAGUUCGGCGUCGUUUGUGACAUCUUGGAUUACAUGAAGAGAACGAACAAGGCGGCAGUGCCCGUGGAAGCCCUUCUGGGCAUCCUGAGAGCCUACACGGAGAAGCACCUGACACGUGUUCAUAAGUUUGCCAAGAAGAAGAAGAUAAAAUUGAAGAACCAGCCUGAGAUCCAUGCCUUCAAUCUGCUUCUGGAUUCUCUGUGCAAAUGUAAUCUACCGAGGGAAGCAGAAACUCUGCUCCAACGAGUCAAGAACAAGCUCGCCCCCGACGCAGACACCUACAACAUUCUCUUUUUCGGGUGGUGCAGAGUGAGGGACCCCGGAAAGGCAAUGAAGGUGUUAGAGGAAAUGCUACAGAUGGGUCACACCCCAGAGAACUUCACUUACAAUGCGGCAAUUGAUGCCUUCUGCAGUGCGGGGAUGAUAUCAGAGGCGAGAGAGCUGUUUGAGUUCAUGAGAACAAAGGGCUCCACCAUCUCUUCACCCACCGCCAAGACCUAUUCUGUUAUGAUCGUAGCGCUUGCCAAGGCCAAUCAGAUGGACGAGUGCUUUAAGCUCCUGUCCGAUAUGAGAAGCACCGGGUGCCUCCCUGAUGUUUCAACGUACAAGGAGCUGAUUGAAGGGUUGUGUUUGGUCGGAAGGCUCGAAGAAGCCUACAAGCUAUUUGAAGAAAUGGGCAACAAAGGUUACCCUCCGGAUAUACUCACCUAUAAUUGCUUCAUCAGGGUUCUCUGUGACUUGAAGAAGGCCGAGGAAGCACUGAUGCUCUGUGAGAGAAUGAUUGAGCUGGAUUGUGAGCCGAGUGUUCAUACUUAUAAUAUGCUGAUCAGGAUGUUUUAUGAGAUGAGGGAACCGGAUAGGGCUUCUGCAAUCUGGUGCGAAAUGGACCGGAGGCGAUGCCAACGGGACGUUGAUACCUACUGCAUCAUGAUCGAUGGGUUGUUUGGCUGUGAAAGAUCAGAUCAAGCGUGUCUCCUCCUGGGUGAGGUGAUAGACUGCGGUAUCAAACUGCCAUAUAAAAAAUUCGAUUCUUUGCUCUCACAGCUGGCCGAAAUUGGAAACCUCCAUGCCAUCCAGAGGCUUUCAGAGCAUAUGAGGCGGUUCUACAACCAUGCCAUGGCCAGGCGGUUUGCGGUAAGCCAAAAGAAGAAGAGUGUGAGCUUAAGGAGAAUGUGA
Molecule: messenger RNA, 1812 nt
Organism: Spirodela intermedia
Lineage: Eukaryota; Viridiplantae; Streptophyta; Magnoliopsida; Alismatales; Araceae
Source: the annotation of a GenBank genome assembly